Paracoccidioides lutzii Pb01 is the source of this 1260-nucleotide messenger RNA. RefSeq lists its product as hypothetical. The record is from RefSeq and is a predicted model, not a curated record. Bases 1 to 1260 code for a protein of 419 amino acids. The transcript is spliced from 3 exons.
AUGGCGUCGCAGUAUAUCAACUACAUAAAGUCUAGAGCGCGCAACUCAAAGGCCUUAAAGGCUAAAGAGCCUGUUCUGACGACGGAAGAUGAGGAAUUCUUACACCGCGUGGCCUCACCCAAAGAGGAGGGACGAGAUGCACAAAUCGUUCUCAUGGAAGGUGCACAGAAUAUCCCCCUGCCACAGUCACCUACGAAAGAGACUUCUACCAGGGAGUUGGUGGACAAUGAUGGGAUGGGUAGGAGUAUGAGCAAGUCGUCGAAGGGGAAGAAGGGGGAUGAGAAUGUUGGAAGUCCUAAGGGGAAAAGGAAGGGUCCGUGGAACUGGUUUACGCAUGGGGCGGAUAGGAGGAAGAAGGAAAAUGCCGCCGCAGGGCUAUCCCAUAUCGCCGAAAACCUCAAAACACCCGGUACAGAGGAGGUGAAGGAAGAAGAGGAUCUAACCAUGAUGCUCGAAAAACUAAACCUGGCCGCAGUCAACAAUCGCGUUUUCUCAAUCAGUGAUGAGAUACAAGAUCUUCUCAAGAGAUUCAACCUGAUCCUCAAAGAUCUGGUCAAUGGCGUUCCCACAGCAUACAACGAUCUAGAAUCACUCCUCACGAACGGAGAUAGACAAUUACAGAAGACUUUCAAUCACCUCCCAGGCUUCCUUCAGAAGCUCAUCGAGCAGCUGCCGGAUAAAGUGACUGAGAAAUUCGGCCCGGAGUUCCUGGCAAUGGCUGCGGAGAGAGCGGGGAAGAGCGGGAUUAGUAUGGAUGAAGCGGCGAAGAAGGCGAAGAAGGUGGGACUGAAGGUUCCUAGUUUGAAAGAGCUGGUGGGAAAACCCGCAGCAAUUGCGGGCCUGUUGCGGUCUAUUGUUAGCUUCCUGCAAGCGCGGUUUCCAGCGCUUAUGGGUAUGAAUGUUUUGAUGUCGCUUGCGUUGUUCAUUCUCCUCUUCGUCCUCUGGUACUGCUAUAAACGUGGACGUGAAGUGCGUCUAGAGAAUGACAAGCUCAAUGCAGGGGGCCAAGAUGCUACGAUCACAAAUAAACCCGAUGAAAAUGAUAACAACAACAACACAUCGGAGAUGCAGACCACGAAUCUUGCACCCAAUAAUCGCACAUCAAUCCAAAUUGAGCCAGCAAAGAAGGGAGGAGAUGAAGAGGAAGUCGAGGCUGGAGUGAGGGAUGCGCGGGACGAUGCAGGUGUAGCUGUCUUACCGUCCGCACCCACACUCGUACCCGUACCGACGAUGACAACUACGACCACUUGCAAGCACUGA